AUGUCGAAGCACGAAGAGUUUAUAAAGUUCAUAAAAUAUUUUUUAAUAAUCGGCGGCCUUUGGCCGUUCGAAUUUACCAAGAAUCGGUUAUAUCAAAAAGUCUACAGAUGUUAUGCUAGAAUACAGACUUAUAGUUAUGUCACUGUUAUUUUAUCUCUAAUUAUUAAUUUAUGUAUUUUGAUUGUGAAGCAUAACCAAAUGACCAGGCUAUUUAGUAGCAUAAAUGUUCUCAUAAUCACUUUGGAAACAUGUGUAAAAAUUUUGAUAUUCCAGGUUAAAAAAAUACCAAAUAUGUGUUUAGACAUAUCAAUAAACGAAGGCCUAAUAAAAAACUCCAAAGAUGAAGAAGUUGUUAAAUGCUACUGGAAGCAAGUAUCCUAUUGUAGAAAAGUCAAUUUUUGGCAAUUUGUAGCCACUCUGUUAGCCUGCAUAUGCUUCACUUUGGUUCACUUUCUAGAAAUGUUUGCUAGUCCAGACUUGUCACUAUACAAGGACCAACCUUUUAUGCAUGAUAUGUGGUACCCUUUCGCAAGAGAAAAACAUAUGAACUUAGUAAUAUUUUUCAAUCUGAUUUUUGUUAAUCAAGGAAUUGUUUUUAAUACAGCAACGCAGACUACGUUUAUUUGCCUCAUGAUAUAUUCUAGUGCUAGGCUGAAAAUAUUGCAAAUCCAACUAAGGAAAUUUGAUGAAGUCGCCAAGGAUAAUGGAGGAGAUGUAUUGGAAACCGUUAAGAAUCUUAUUGUUGAACACCAAGUACUAAUCGGCUUCGUCAAGUCACUUAAUGAGAAAACCAAUUACGUAAUGCUUCUAGAAUUUGUACUGAAUUCUAUAAGUUUGGCAUCAGGAACUAUUCAGUUAGUAGUGAUAAAUUCUAUAACUGGUUUUCUGUCCGUUGGAUCAAUAAUUCUAUUGGUUGUAGUACAAAUAUUCAUCUUAGCUUGGAGUGCUAAUGAGAUUACUGUUGAGGGUUUAGGUAUUGCCGAUGCCAUUUGCGCGAGCAAUUGGAAUGAUCAAAGCCCAAAAGUACAAAAAUUAUUCAUAAUAAUGAUACUAAGAGCACAGAAACCGUUAGGACUUACUGCCGGGCCAUUUUUUCAAAUGACCACUAAGACUGCUUUAAUGACUCUGAAGGUUGCUUAUUCUUAUAUUUCCUUAAUGAUGCAAAACUAUGAAAAUUAGAACCUAAGUAUAUUCUAUUCUAUUGGAUAUUAUGGUGAUAUGUUCCAAUAUACUAGUUAUUCUAAGGGAUGUUACUUAUUUAUGCUUAUUAUUGGCCUAAUAUUUUAUAUUCCUUAAUGAUAGUUAUUUUGAUUUCAUAUAAUCAAAUUCAAAUAAUAAUAUUUAUCAUUUAAUGAUCAGCGUCGGUUGUGCACAGUUUGAUUACUCCCAAAUUUGGUAAAGCGAACUGUGUUGAAAAUGUGGACUUACAUUUCGUGUACGCAAAAUUCAGAAUAUUUACAGUUUAGUUAUUUAGACUAUGGAAUAUUACUAAAGAAUAUAUGUAUUUUGUUUCU
This is a messenger RNA of Anthonomus grandis grandis, 1514 nucleotides long. RefSeq names its product odorant receptor 49b-like. NCBI's taxonomy places the organism in Eukaryota, Metazoa, Arthropoda, Insecta, Coleoptera, Curculionidae. Gene Ontology annotation, biological process: sensory perception of smell; detection of chemical stimulus involved in sensory perception of smell. The record is from RefSeq and is a predicted model, not a curated record. Bases 1 to 1179 code for a protein of 392 amino acids. The transcript has 6 exons. Gene Ontology annotation, molecular function: olfactory receptor activity; odorant binding. Gene Ontology annotation, cellular component: plasma membrane.